Messenger RNA from Cantharellus anzutake, 519 nucleotides. RefSeq lists its product as uncharacterized. The transcript has 2 exons. The record is from RefSeq and is a predicted model, not a curated record. Lineage: Eukaryota; Fungi; Basidiomycota; Agaricomycetes; Cantharellales; Hydnaceae. The coding region runs from base 1 to 519 and encodes 172 amino acids.
AUGAGCGUCUAUGGGAGACUUCUCCACAAAGUUAUCAUGAUGACAAGUAUGAAGUGCAUGAAGGAAGUGGCAGGAAUUCCACCACCAGAAGAGGCCGAGGUGCAGCCAGAGGAGGCCCUCGUAAACCUUUCCCUCCAUCUCAUCAAGGAGCUAGAUGACACUGUCCAAGCAUUACAAGACAAAGUUAAGCAAUUGGAGUCUGUAGUGCAUGCCCAGACCAAGUCCCAAGAGGCUGAGUCUAGUUCUAAGCAACAUCAUGCUGGGUUCAGAGAGGAAGCGCCCCUUCAGAAGCCCGCAGUCACCAAAAAGCCGUUUAUUGAAGGCUCCCAGCCCUCCCAUAAACAUAACAGUGGAGCCCCCCCUAAACCGUCCACAUACACAGGGAACAUACCCGCCUUGAUUUCCACACUUGCUGAAGACAAGAAGGCACCCGAGUAUAAACCCAAGAAGCACCCUUCCAUCCAUCAAGGACUACGUCCUCAGCAUCUUCCUAUCAUUGAGACUGACCCAGAAUUAUGA